This is a messenger RNA of Nyctereutes procyonoides (raccoon dog), 4582 nucleotides long. RefSeq names its product ankyrin repeat and LEM domain containing 2 (gene ANKLE2). Gene Ontology annotation, molecular function: protein phosphatase 2A binding. Bases 23 to 2905 code for a protein of 960 amino acids. NCBI's taxonomy places the organism in Eukaryota, Metazoa, Chordata, Mammalia, Carnivora, Canidae. The record is from RefSeq and is a predicted model, not a curated record. Gene Ontology annotation, cellular component: endoplasmic reticulum. Gene Ontology annotation, biological process: negative regulation of phosphorylation. The transcript is spliced from 13 exons.
CGGCGGCGGCCGGGCGGCGGCGAUGCUGUGGCCGCGGCUGGCGGCGGCGGAGUGGGCGGCCCUGGCCUGGGAGCUGCUGGGCGCCUCGGUGCUGCUCUUCGCGGUACGCUGGCUGGUGCGGCGGCUGGAGAAGCGGCCGCAGGGCCUGGCCCCGAGCGGGCCCUCAGCCCCGCUGGCUGGCGCGGCCACGACCUCGGCCCCAGGUGAAAUGACAAUGGAUGCCAUCUUGGCACGACUGAAACUUCUGAAUCCCGAUGACCUUAGAGAAGAAAUUGUGAAAGCCGGAUUGAAAUGUGGACCCAUUACCUCAACCACAAGGUUCAUUUUUGAGAAAAAAUUGGCUCAGGCUUUAUUAGAACAUGGAAGAACACUGCCUUCAUAUCCUCCUGGCCUUGACACCUCAGAUGCCACCACUCUAAGCAAGGAUGCACAAAGGGUUUUGAAGUCUGCUACUGUAGGAAGCCAGGCUGAGCAGGUUGGCUUGUCUGAAGACAGAGAUUUUGGUUAUAGCGUGGGCUUGAAUCCUCCAGAAGAAGAUGUCAUGGCAUCUAAGACCUGCUCCAUGCCCUUCAGUGCCACCUCUGGGGUCAGUGGCCACAAAGCCAUGGUGAGGGCCUCUGUGGAGCAGCCUCUGUACUAUGGGGUGUGCCCAGCAUAUGAGGACAUCCCAGCGAGAAAUGAAAGGAUUCAUGUUUAUGAGGAUAGAAAGGAUGCAUUGCAAGCUGUCAAAAUGAUCAAAGGAUCUCGAUUUAAAGGUUUUUCAACUAGAGAAGAUGCUGAGAAAUUUGCUAGAGGAAUUUGUGAUUAUUUUCCUUCUCCAAACAAAGCCUCUUUACCACUUUCUCCUGUGAAAAUAGCACCACUCAUUAGCAGUGGUGGACUGAAAGAUGGUUUGUACUUGUCUGAGUCAGAAACUGUAAACAGAGAACGUGCCAACAGUUACAAAACCCCCCGUACUCAAGAUCUCACUGCCAAACUUCGAAAAGCUGUGGAGAAGGGAGAAGACGACACCUUUUCCAAUCUCACCUGGAGUAAUCCCCGGUAUCUCAUUGGUUCAGGGGACAAUCCAACCAUCGUGCAGGAAGGAUGUAGGUACAAUGUUAUGCAUGUUGCUGCCAAAGAGAAUCAAGCUUCUAUCUGCCAGCUGACUCUGGAGACUCUGGAAAACCCUGAGUUUAUGCGGCUCAUGUACCCAGACGAUGACCCGAAUAUGCUGCAGCAGCGCAUUUGUUACAUCGUUGACCUGUACCUGAACACUCCAGACAAAGUGGGCUAUGACACGCCACUGCAUUUUGCUUGUAAGUUUGGGAAUGCAGAUGUGGUCAACGUGCUUUCUUCACACCCGUUGAUUGUAAAAAACCCAAGGAAUAAGUAUGAUAAAACUCCCGAAGAUGUCAUCUGUGAAAGAAGCAAAAAUAAGUCUUCGGAACUGAAGGAGCAGAUUAGAGAGUACUUAAAGGGCCACUACUAUGUGCCACUUCUGAGAGCUGAGGACACAUCGUCUCCGGUGAUUGGGGAGUUGUGGUCUUCAGACCAGACGACUGAGAACUCUCACAUCGGCCACAGUGGAGGUGACCCCAGAGACCCUGUUCUGACCUUGAGAGCCUUUGCAGGGCCCCUGAGCCCGUCCAAGGCAGAAGAUUUUCGCAGGCUCUGGAAAACACCACCUCGAGAGAAAGCAGGCUUCUUUCACAAUGUCAGGAAGACGGAUCCAGAAAGAGGCAUUGAGAGGGUGGGAAGGGAGCUGGCUCAUGAGCUGGGGUAUCCCUGGGUCGAGUACUGGGACUUUCUGGGUUGUUUUGUUGAUCUGUCUUCCCAGGAGGGUCUGCAAAAACUAGAAGAAUAUCUCACUCACCAGGAAGCAGGCAAAAAGGCCCAACAGGACUCAGGAGAAAAUGAAGCCUCUCAUCAGGAGAACCCCUUUGGCCAUGCUCGGAAGUGCAGCAAUUCGAUCUCUGUGAGAGCAUUUCUUGAUGAAGAUGAUGACUUGAGUUUGGAAGAGAUUAAAAAUCGGCAGAACAUGGCUCGAAAUAACACCCAGCCCACAAUUAGCACUUUUGGGGACUCGAAGUGUGACAUCCUUCCCUUGGAGCAGAAGACCAACCUUAUAGAAGCCUCCACCCUGACCAGUCCCCAUAGCAGCAAGAAUGGAUUCUUUAGCCCCCUGAGCAGCGGCAGGACCUUGGGCAGGAAGCGGCCAGAGGCCCCGAGCACAGAGGAAGCUCUCCUCUCAUCAGUCUCAGGCUUGACGGUUGACCUUGAUAAACUGAAUUUGGAAGAUCUAGGAAGUAACUUUUCUAAGACACCAAAUAAAAUUACAAAAAGUAGAGACAGGAAGAGCUUGACAUCAAGAAUGGAUGUAGUCGAGAGUGACUUGUUAGAGCCGCCUGCUGUUGACACACUUAGAAAUAACCAAAGCAGGAAAGAAAGUGAAAUGUCAGCCAAAAUAGCUAAAAUACGUCUGGGUCCUGAUGGUCCUGUGCACAAGGCUCAGCAGAGUGGUUCCGUGUCCUCAGAGCCCUCAGGGGUCCCCACCACAAAGGAGCCUGUCCAGAGGCUCUUCCUUUUUGGAGAGGAGCCAUCAAAACUGGAUCGGGAUGUUCUGGCAGCUCUGGAGUAUGCCAGCGUGGACCCUCAGCAGUACCCAGCCGUACACAGAUGGAAGAGUGCCGUCCUGUGCUACUCCCCCUCUGACAGACAGAGUUGGCCAAGUCCUGCGCUGAAAGGGAAGCUGGAGUCUCAGCAGCCGGACCUUGGCUGCCCCCACAGCUGCAGCCCAGGGAGAAGCCCCGGGAAGCCCGGGCCCACACACUCCCCGGGCCUGGGCAACGCUGGGCGCUAUAGCCCCGCAAGUGGGAGCCACCUCCGCAGGAUGGCGCGCCUGGCCCAGCUCACAGCCUUAUAGGGUGGGUGUAAGCUGCUGGGCAUCUCAUUUUACUCUUUGUUUUUAGAGAAAAAAGGGCAAUGUGUUUAUUGCUGAAAUUCUACCAAAAAGAAUAUAUUCUGAUUAAUUUAUUAGUCCUCAUUUUGAGAGUAAAAGAUUUUUAGAAAAUGCUAGUGUUUUGUAUAAAAUUUAGUUUUCUGAUGUUUUGGGAGAAGUUGAUGGAAGCAAAUCCAGAUACAGAUUUUCUGGAAACUGUCAAUGUAUAACAAUGUGGACUUAAGUUUGCAUUUGCAAGUGUAAGGCGCCAUUCCCGUUCUGUGUGUGCCAGAAGCCCGGGCGAAUGCCGGAGCUGGGGCUGCCCGGAGUUGUGCUCACUUCAAUUCCGUUCUUACAACAAAGAUGAAUUUUGUGCCAAAAUUCAUUCUUUCAUUCAUUUUUCUGGGAAGGAUCUCUGACUUCUUAGUUCCUGAUAGAAAAUCUUUGUUUUGCCAUUUGGUCCCAGUGGGUUAGACCCAUUGACAAGGUGGAUGCUCAGGAGUCAGCGAACCUCGAAGUUGACUUAUACUUGCAGCAUUUAUAGUUACGGUCGUUAUAAACAUUUAAGCUAGUGACCUGAAGAUAAAACUAGCUUUUCUCUGGGAGUCAAUCCUCCAGUCCGUGGGAGUCCUGGGAGUCCUGGGAGUAGUCCCGCAGCACUUGAGAGGCCAGCAGCCCUGAGGGACCUGCAGUUCCAGUUACUUUGUUUAGUUGCUGAGGUAGUGCCAAUAAAAUGACCUUUAAGUUCUCUAGUUUUGAAAUGUAUUGCAUAUUUCCAAAUUUACUUCCAUUGGGUUUUCUUUAUAAAAGGGUAUUGCGCUUUAGUACAGAAAAUAGCAGUUUAUCUUUGAGCCCUGAUCAUUUACCUUACUACAUUUAUUUUAGCUUCCCUUUGUCCAUGACCUUCUGGGCGGUCUGCCUGGAGCAUGGGGGUCACCUUAGAACUACUGCCACGAUUGACACCCACAUACCCGAGUUGAGAGCUGACUUCUCUUGGGUGUACGUGACUGCUCACACACUGGUGGUGCUCUGUGAACAUUUCCAGUGUUUGAUCCAAAAUGGAAAGCUCUACCAAUUUUUGCUAAAUUCAGUGCCUUUUGUAAAUCAUUUUUUAUUUUCCUGAAACUUGGUUUUUGUGAAUAUACAGUGAUACUAAGUAGGCAUGAGAUUUUUGUUUUUGUUUACAAAAAUUCUGAAUUGGAACUUGUGUUAAAAAUGUAUUUCAUGUGCUAACAAGAGACAAGUCAGUAAUAUUGGAACCAAGAUUUAGACUUUAAAAUUUGAAUGGUUGUUACACAGGGUGUUUUCAUUUGUGGAAUGAUCUAGAUAUAACACAGAAAAAUACAUUCUAUUCUAAAAGCCAAUGGCAUUCAUAAAAGUCAUCUUUGCUCUCAAAAGGAAUUAGAAUACAGAUAGUACAUUCACAGCAAUGGUCUGCUUUCUGUAAAAUUCUCUUCCAUAUGUUGUUGUAAAUAUUCCAAUGGAAAUUAAAAGUGUUCUGAGUUUUGCAGACUCAGUUCUUGUUUUCUGAAGUUAUAGGUGGUCUUCACCUGUUUGUUGCUAUAAGGUGGUUCUGGCCCCAGCGAAUGCAUCAUCAUGUGUCUUAAGGUGAUUUUGCAUUCUUUUUUUAAGCUACUUAAUGGAAUAAAUGAAUAAAACCUC